AUGACGUCGGAGCGUUCUCGAAUCCCGUGUCUCUCGGCUGCUGCUGCCGAAGGAACAGGGAAAAAGCAACAAGAAGGAAGAGCAAUGGCGACACUGGAUCGCAAAGUGCCCAGUCCGGAGGCGUUUCUGGGCAAACCCUGGUCCUCCUGGAUCGACGCCGCCAAAUUACACUGCUCCGACAAUGUAGAUUUAGAAGAGGCUGGAAAAGAGGGUGGAAAAAGCAGGGAGGUUAUGAGGCUUAAUAAAGAAGAUAUGCACUUAUUUGGCCAUUACCCAGCACAUGACGACUUCUAUCUCGUAGUGUGCAGUGCCUGUAAUCAGGUCGUCAAGCCACAGGUUUUCCAGUCGCACUGCGAGAGAAGACACGGUUCCAUGUGCGGGCCUUCGCCCUCGCCAGCGUCUCCGACCUGCAACCCCAGGACGGCUGUAGCACAGGGGAAGACCAAAGCCUGUGUCAGCAGCCAUAGCUCUGCCAGCAGCACCUCAAAGCCAUUCAAAACGCCCAAAGACAAUCUCCUUACCUCCAGCAGCAAGCAGCACACAGUCUUUCCUGCUAAGGGAUCAAGGGAUAAACCAUGCGUUCCGGUUCCUGUAGUCAGUUUAGAGAAAAUCCCUAACCUAGUGAAGGCAGAUGGUGCCAACGUCAAAAUGAACUCUACAACCACUACUGUGGUGACCUCCUCCUCCUCCACCUCCUCCUGCACCACUGCCGCCAGCUCCAACCCACCUUUAAUUAAGCCUGUCCUGAUGUCCAAGUCAGUGCCACCCUCACCAGAGAAAAUUCUAAAUGGCAAAGGAAUUCUGUCGGCCACCAUAGACAAGAAGCACCAAAAUGGCACCAAAAACAGCAACAAGCCUUACCGGAGACUUUCAGAGAGAGAAUUUGACCCAAAUAAACACUGUGGAGUAUUGGAUCCCGAGACAAAGAAACCUUGCACAAGAUCCCUCACCUGCAAGACACAUUCGCUAAGCCAUCGGAGGGCCGUCCCAGGCCGGAGAAAGCAAUUUGACCUCCUCCUGGCGGAACACAAAGCCAAGUCCAGAGAGAAAGAACUCAAAGAGCAUCUCCUGACUUCCACAAGGGAAAUAUUUCCAAACCAACCCGGGCUGGUGCAGGACUCACUGCCGGGAGCUUCAGGGAGCUCGGGGCCAGAACCAAAAGUUGCAUCCCCUGCAAAACCCAGGCCGCCUAACUCUGUAAUACCCAGACCAUCAUCUGCAAACAGCAUAAGCAGCAGCGCAUCCUCGAAUCACAGCGCCUAUACUCCAGAGACCCCUCUUCCCCUAGUCGGAGGUGACCUUGCCAGCCGACUGUCCAGUGAUGAAGGGGAGAUGGACGGAGCCGACGAAGCUGAGAAGUUAGAUUGUCAGUUCUCCACGCACCACCCCAGACCUCUCGCAUUUUGCUCAUUCGGAAGUCGCCUCAUGGGACGAGGGUACUAUGUGUUUGACAGAAGAUGGGAUCGUUUUCGAUUCGCACUAAACUCCAUGGUAGAAAAACACUUGAAUUCGCAGAUGUGGAAGCACAGAAGCCCGAGCCACCGGGCAUCAGGUCCCUCCCCCCUGUUCAGGACUUGCCUAACCAAUCUGCUGUCACUGAGCAACAUUGGGGCUGCCUGGGUGUCAACUCUGGAGAGCGUUGCACCCCGCUGCCCUCUCAGCCUCGCUGCCCAAACCCCAGGCCCUGACGGGCCCGAACCUGGAGGGAUGGCAGCCGAUGGGGGCGUGGAAGACAUUAGGAAGAAAAAGAACGGCCAAGACUCUUUUUUCUUUAACAAGCAUUUAACUCUGCAUCAGGAGCUGCCAGCACAGUAUUCUCUUUCAGCCAGGAAGAUCCCUCCUGCGGCAGAUAGCCCCCUGCCCUCGCCAGCAGCCCGCCUCUCCACCCCCGUGCCAGCAUCCGUCUUGCAGCCUUUCAGCAACCCCAGUGCUGUGUAUCUUCCUUCAGCUCCCAUCAGCUCGAGACUCACCUCUUCUUACAUAAUGACAUCUGCCAUGCUCUCAGACGCAGCUUUUGUGGCAUCGUCGGACCCACGCGUCCUCAUGUCCCACACCACAGCUUUCCCCCAUGUGGCCGCAACCCUCAGCAUCAUGGACUCAACCUUCAAGGCCCCAUCUGCCGUCUCCCCGAUACCAGCCGUCAUCCCUUCCCCAUCCCACAAGCCAUCCAAAACCAAAACCAGCAAAUCCUCAAAAGUCAAAGAUCUAUCCGCCCGUAGCGACGAGUCUCCAAGUAACAAAAAGAGGAAGCCACAGCCUUCGACUUCCUCCUCCUCCUCCUCCUCCUCCUCUUCCUCCUCCUCUUCCUCCUCCUCCUUGUCCCUGCAGACCUCCCUCUCGUCUCCACUGUCAGGGCCCCACAAAAAGAACUGUGUUUUGAAUGCCAGUUCCGCCCUGAACUCCUAUCAGGCAGCACCCCCCUAUAACAGUCUGUCCGUGCACAGCUCCAACAAUGGGGUGAGCCCACUCAGUGCCAAGCUGGACCCCUCAGGACGGACCUCGCUGCCCGGCGGCCCCGCGGACAUAGCGAGACAGGUGGGCGCGGUGGGCGGCAGCAGUGACUCCUGUCCCCUCUCUGUGCCCUCCCUCUCGCUCCACGCGGGGGACCUCUCUCUGGCCUCACACAAUGCUGUGUCUUCUCUGCCCCUCUCUUUUGACAAAUCAGAAGGAAAAAAGCGUAAGAACUCGAGUGCUAGUAGCAAAGCCUGUAAAAUCACUAAAAUGCCUGGUAUGAAUAGCGUUCACAAAAAGAACCCGCCCAGCCUUCUUGCACCGGUGCCCGAUCCCGUUAACAGCACCUCCUCUCGGCAGGUAAGGGACCACCUGGCACUGCCUUCAUCGGCUUUGGGGGGUACGGGGAGCUGGGCAGCACCCCUGCUUGGCCAGGUGGCUCAGACAGGUGGCGCAGGUGUGGCUCCUUUUCUCGCGUCCUGCAUAGACCACGUGCGCCAUGCAUUCUGAAAGCAGUUUACUUAAUACGGGCUGUGCGCGAGGCACUGUGCUAAGCACUUGCAGCAAUCUUCUCGUGUAUAACUCACUUCCCACACCGUGUAGCUGGUACUGUUGUCAUCACCAUUUCACAGAUGGAUAAACUGAGGCCCGCAGAGAUUCUGGCUUCCCUCCCCCACUCCUGUUUUAUAUCCUGAGGUUCAGAGGACAAUUUCAUUAAAGAGU
Octodon degus (degu) is the source of this 3174-nucleotide messenger RNA. It is a transcript of the gene Atxn7l1, whose product is annotated as ataxin 7 like 1. Bases 1 to 2961 code for a protein of 986 amino acids. The transcript is spliced from 11 exons. Lineage: Eukaryota; Metazoa; Chordata; Mammalia; Rodentia; Octodontidae. The record is from RefSeq and is a predicted model, not a curated record.